This is a messenger RNA of Stylonychia lemnae, 1662 nucleotides long. Lineage: Eukaryota; Ciliophora; Spirotrichea; Sporadotrichida; Oxytrichidae. The record is from the annotation of a GenBank genome assembly.
AUGGUUCAGGCAAGGGAGUCAAGAAAUCUUCCAAGAUUAUUGAGGAAAAAGAUAAGAAAAUUCUAGAGCUCGAAAGAGAAAAGGCAAAUACCUAAGAAUCCCUCAUCAAUUUCUAUUUUCAUAGGUAUGGUCCAUCAAAUUGAGAGAGACAAUGAGGAAUGGAAGUUAAAAAUACAAAAAAAAGAACCAUUUUUCCCAAUGAAUGAGAAGGAAUAGAACGCUCUAGAUUACCUAAAAUCUCCUUAAAAUACUAAUGCAUUUGACUAUUAGGUCUCUCACGAAAUCUAAAUAGAUAAAGAUGAUUUCUUCCUUCAGAUGCGAUAAAAAAUUGAUGCUCUGAGGAAUGAAAAGCGUAGACUUAUUAUUGAAAUUGAGAGGACAGUCAAAGAGAAUUUAGAAUUAAACAGGCAGAAGAAUAAAAUCAUAGAUACCACUAAAUCCAUAAUAGAUGAUAUUAAAGCUAGCAAUGAUAACUUAAUGGAUAUGCUGAGCAACAAGCAAAUUGAAGUUGAUGGGCUUAAGAAGGAUUUAACUGAUAAGAAUAUUUAAGUCACAAAACUCAAAGAAAAAGUCUCAGAAUACUAAAAAUUGCAAGAAAAAUUUAAAAUGUUAGAGCACAAAUAUGUGAUGGAUAUAAAUUCAGAAAAGUAGAUUCAUGAGAAGGAAAUGAAAUUUCUUAAUAGAGAAAUAAACAAUAAAUAGAAAUAUGCCAUUGUUUGCGCUUAGUAUGAGGAAAAGAUCAAAUUUUAAGAGCAAGAAAUGGUAUCUUAUAAAGAAAAGCUGAAAUCUCUAAUGGGUUAAAAUGCAGAGUCCAAUAAAUUCUCUGAAAUACACGACAAGCAAGCGAAAUUAAUUGAAAGUCUUACCAAAUAAUGCUCUAUACUUACAAUGAAACUAGCUAACAAGAAAUCAAGCAUUCUAUUUUUAAGAUAAGAAAAUUAAAAGCAAUUUGAGUAGUUGAAGAAACUUUAAAAAUCAACAAAUGGGAAGGAGUCUGCUUAGAAGUUAGAGAGGACAAACUUAAACAGAGAAGUAGAGACGAAUCCUUCUUUACUCAAGUAGUAUAGAAAAAUGAUUGAAGAAAGAGAUAUUAUUGUAAUUUACUUUCUAGCAAUUUAUUUCUUAUAGAUUAAAGAAAUGACUAAGAAGUUCAAGAAGAUGAACUUGAAUGAUAAGCAUUUGUAUGUAAAGCACUAGCAGUUGGAGCACUAGAAAGAAGAAUAUGAGAAGCUUAUACGAUAACACAAACUAAAGCAAAAUAAUUAGCCCAUAAAUUUAGAUGAAAGCGUUUCAGAUUCAUCAUUAGAUGAAUAUAAUCACAGUCCAAGUAUCUUCAAUAAAAACCUACAUUCUAGAAAAGAUGAUAACAAAGAAGAUUCAUAAGAAUAAAAUCAAUUCUACACUGUUAAGAGUAUGGACUCUCUUUACAAAGAAAAUUUACCCUCGCUCGGUCUAAGUCAAAAUGGCAAGAGCAAGUUCCUAUCGCCGAAGAACUCUGGAGGUCCAAACACUAUGACUACUGGCUAGAAAAUGGCUGCAUAGUAUUUAUCAAAGAAUGGAGUCAACUAAAGUUAAUUAAGCAAUAAAACCUCUUAGGAGAUGAGAAAAAGUUCAUCAUAGUUUUUCAAUACUAGAACGGCUGCUGAUAAGAAAUAACUUUGA